Messenger RNA from Talaromyces stipitatus ATCC 10500, 1506 nucleotides. Its product is annotated as nickel transport protein, putative. The record is from RefSeq and is a predicted model, not a curated record. NCBI's taxonomy places the organism in Eukaryota, Fungi, Ascomycota, Eurotiomycetes, Eurotiales, Trichocomaceae. Bases 1 to 1506 code for a protein of 501 amino acids. Gene Ontology annotation, biological process: nickel cation transmembrane transport. The transcript has 6 exons. Gene Ontology annotation, cellular component: plasma membrane. Gene Ontology annotation, molecular function: nickel cation transmembrane transporter activity.
AUGUCUGGCUCGACAUCUUCCCAUGGUCAGGUGACCUAUACCAACACCAACAAUACUGGCAAAAGAGCGACCUUCGCCGUGCGUGUGUCAUCCCUCAGACGGAAAUUUGUCCUCAAAGCGGAGAGGAUUCAUACUCGAAUCCCAGCAAUUAAGAAGAUUCCGUUGUCGGCUCUCGGGAUUAUCUCGUUGAUAGCAUUUAUCAACAUGUUGGUGUGGGCUGCGUGUGGUAUUGUACUGUGGCACAGGUCAUUGAUAUCCACGGCCGCAAUAUCGUAUUCCCUAGGGUUGCGCCAUGCUCUUGAUGCAGAUCAUAUCUCCGCAAUCGAUCUAAUGACCCGCCGACUACUUGCAAGUGGACAGAAGCCAGUCACCGUAGGAACAUUUUUCUCUCUCGGACAUUCCACAAUCGUCAUUAUAACAUCAAUCGUGGUUGCAGCCACCGCAGCAGCAGUAUCAAAUCGAUUCGGUAAAUUCAGCACCGUCGGUGGAAUCAUAGGCACAUCCGUCAGCGCCGCGUUCCUGAUCUUAUUAGGAAUCAUGAACGCAUACAUCUUGUACAAACUUGUGCAACAAAUGCGCAAAGUGCUUAGAUUUUACCGUCGACGACGGCAGUUACGCGAAAACAUGGAUGAUUCUGAGAUUGGCGAAGAUGAGAUGGACAUCUGGAAGAUUGAAGGAGGUGGAUUCUUGUUUUCGGUGCUGAAAAGGAUGUUUGUUCUUAUUGAUAGACCCUGGAAGAUGUAUCCUCUUGGGAUACUGUUUGGACUGGGCUUCGAUACAUCAUCCGAAAUUGCUCUGUUGGGUAUCUCAUCUAUUGAAGCUGCUCGCCAGGAUAGUUUUUGGGUGAUUUUAAUUUUCCCUAUUUUAUUUACAGCCGGAAUGUGUCUCCUCGAUACUACAGAUGGUGCAUUGAUGCUAUCUCUCUACAUCCAACCAGCCACAAACUUCCUCCCUGCUACAAAACAGCGAGAAGCAGAAGCAUCAGAAACCGAGCAAACAGAGGUAACACGACUGUCAGCUGAAGAUGACAUCGAAAACCAGCCAACAGCGACCACAACAAUCGAGGGGACCGAAUCCAACAAUCGCGACCCAAUAGCUUUCCUUUACUAUUCCAUCGUCCUCACAACACUAACCGUCAUGGUAGCCCUAGUCAUCGGUAUUAUCCAAGUGCUCAGUCUGAUAUUGAAUGUAACAGAUGCUACAGGGAAGUUCUGGGAUGGAGUGCAGACUGCAAGUGAUUAUUAUGAUGCUAUUGGUGGUGGGAUUUGCGGCUGUUUUAUUAUUGUUGGGUUGUCCAGUGUGGUUUGCUAUCAGCCGUGGAGGAGGUGGGUUGGUGUUGAUGUUAUUGAUGAUGGUAACCACGAGCAAACAGAAGUUUUUCAAGGAGAAAUCGAAAGACAAGAGCAUGAGACUGGCAAGGGGUUUACAGCCAAGUCUGGUGGAGGCAUAUCUGCGCGUGAGGUCCAGGUUAACCCAGGACCGAGCCGUGAUCUGUUCGACAACUGA